Arabidopsis arenosa is the source of this 1481-nucleotide messenger RNA. The record is from the annotation of a GenBank genome assembly. NCBI's taxonomy places the organism in Eukaryota, Viridiplantae, Streptophyta, Magnoliopsida, Brassicales, Brassicaceae.
UUGAAAGGUAAAAAAAGAAAUGGGACUUAAAGGUUAUAGCGUCGGAGAAGGAGGAGGAGAGAUAGUUGAGGUUCAAGGCGGUCACAUAAUCCGAGCCACGGGACGCAAAGACCGUCAUAGCAAAGUCUUCACAUCAAAGGGUCCACGUGACCGGCGCGUGAGACUCUCAGCUCAUACUGCGAUUCAGUUCUACGAUGUGCAAGACCGGUUAGGGUAUGACCGGCCUAGCAAAGCCGUUGAUUGGCUCAUCAAGAAAGCCAAAACCGCCAUCGAUAAGCUCGAAAUCGGGGAGACUACUACUACUACUACUACUGCUCGUCAAGAACCGGUGAAUACUAAACCGGAAUCUCCCAAUUUGGUUUUCCAAAGAGAAAACAAUGACCAAACGCAGUUCGUGGCGGCCAAUCUUGAUCCUGAAGACGCAAUGAAAACGUUCUUCCCGGCGACGACAACAACAAGCGGCGGUGGUGUUGGUGGUACAUCCAUGAAUUUCCAAAACUACCCUCAUCAUGAUGACGACAACAUGGUCUCAAGAACAACAACACCGAACCUUAGCCAAGAUCUUGGUCUCUCUCUUCACCCAUUUCAAGGGAACAACAACACAGUAGUAGUCCCCGAGGCCAACAACUUCACCACGAAUCAUUUCGACACAUUCGGGAGAAUCUCUGGAUGGAAUCAUCCCGACUUAACGAUGACGUCAUCAUCCUCAUCAGAACAUCAACAACAAGAACAAGAAGAAAGGAGUAACGGUGGUUUCAUGGUGAAUCAUCAUCCUCAUCAUCAUCAUCAUCAUCAACCGUCGAUGAUGACAUUGCUUAAUAGUCAGCAGCAACAAGUGUUUCUUGGUGGCCAACAACAACAACAACAAAGGGGUACCCUUCAGUCCAGUUUAUUCCCUCAUUCGUUUCGUUCUUGGGAUCAUCAUCAAACGGUGUCGGAUCAUCAUCAUCAGAAUCAAGCUUCUUCGAUGUUUGCUUCAUCAUCACAGUUUGGUUCUCAUGGGAUGAUGAUGAUGCAAGGCCUUAGUUUCCCCAACACUACAAGGCUACUCCAUGGAGAAGAAUCUACUCAACCAAACUCUUCUUCUUCUCCUCCAAACUCACACCUCUAAACUCAGACAACAAUGGAGGUUCUAAUUCAUCAUGACAUUGAACAAAAAGGAGGAAUUAAUGUGAGGAAUGGAGCUAGAGUACGCGAUAUAUUAAUUAGUAUACCAUCUAUCCAUAUGUUUAUGAUGCAAGACUAUAAUUACUCUUUUGGUGUUAUUGUUAUUAUUAUUCAAUUUUGCUUGUUUGUUUUUAUGAUCUUUGCAUUGAUCAUCAAGAUUAUGCUAUUGAAACUAGAUGGUUCUAUGUAUGUUUUGGCUUUAGUAUGGCCUUAGGCUGGGAUAUUGUAAUCUCAUUUUUUGUUCCACGAGUUUAAUUUUCUGGUUUUUGGUUGCGGUUUCUAUUUAUUCGGUUAAGUAAAGAGUAAUAGAAGAA